AAGAUCCGGUAGUGUACCUCUCUCCCUUCCCUCCGUCGUGAGAGGUCGAAGGUGGAGUUGGUUAGAAUGAGAUUACCACUUCAAAAUCAAAUGCUGCCCCAAACAACCAACUCUUAUUCAUUAUUAACCUAGGUUAGAAUGGCAUAACCUAGGGUUCUUCAUCCACUUUUCUUUUCUUUCUUUUUUUUUUUCCCCUUCUCCUUCUUAUAUUCGCCUACACCAUCUUUUCCUCCUUUCAAAGCUGAAUUUCAAACUUGGAAGCUUGUUCAUGGUUGUGCAAAUCUCUUUGAUGGAUCCACUUAAUCGGAGGAGAACUUCCCUCAUGGAGGAUUCCACUAUAUUAACUAUUGAAUUCCUUCGGGGAAGGUUGCUUUUCGAACGGUCCAUCUCAAGAAGAGCUAGACAGAGAGCUGAGGAUCUGGAAAAAAAGGUCAUUGAAUUAGAGGAACAAGUUAAGAUGGUGACUCUGCAAAGGAAGAUAGCUGAGAAAGCAACGGCAGAUGUUCUUGCCAUUUUGGAGAAUCAUGGACUAAGUGAUUUAUCUAAUGAAUUUGAAUCUGAAUCAGGCCGUGAUACACCAUGUGAAUAUGGUGUGAAUAAUGAUUCUGGAAACAAUGGUGAGAGGUUUUUGAGCUCAAAAGGGAGACAGAAUGGACCAGAAGCGCUGUCUAGUUCUGAUACGGAUUCUUCACCACUAUAUGGUAGUUUCCCUUGGAAAGGACAUCAUGAUUCUUCUCAUUCUCGAAAAAAGUACAACAAUCCCAAACAUAGAAGGGAAACCAGUUGGUCAUCUAUCAGUUCUUCUUCAAAGAAUCAUCACCAUGGAAUGUCUUUUCACAAGAUAAGACAUAAAAAAACGAGAUCAGCAUCAAUCCCUGGAUACAUUUCUGGUGAGGUUGACUGCCAAGAAAAUGAAGUUGUGCCCUAUUUUGAAGGAUUUCAAAAUUGCUCAGAUGGAUAUGAAAGAGAUAAGGACAUGGAGAAGGCACUUGAACACCGGAGCCUACCUAUUGACGAGUAUGAAGCAAUGGCUAAAGCUCAAAUUGAUCUGGAAGAGAAAUUUAGAGAGAAUAACUAUGCCAUAUCAGGCUCAUAUAACUGGAGGAAUCAUUCUGAUAUGUAUGAGAAAAAAGAUGAAAGCAAGGCUCAGCUUAACUCAAAUGCUCAAGAGGAUGACACUGAAGCUAUAGAUAUUUGCUUAUUUGAACGAUCCUUAAGAGUCCCAAAAUCAUUUGAUGGGACAAGAGGUUACAACCACCAAAGGAGCGAAACUUUUAGUUCUGAUGAUUUCCUUGGUCGAGAAAAUUUGCAUUCCCAACUAAAGGAAAAACAAAGUGAGAGUCCAGAAAAUUACCAUUCUCAUUCUUCAAAUCAGCACAAUCAAGAACCAUAUAGUCAUUAUUACCCUGAUUUCAAGCUAAUAGAUAAAGCAGAAUCCUCACGUGUUCUCUUCUUUGAAGAAUUAAUAGCUGCUGGUGUGAAGGAUAUUAUGCCAAGAUCAUUUGAUGGAAAAGGAUCUUAUGACAAUCUAAAGAGCAAAACUUUUAGUUCUGAAUUAUUUGGUCAAGAAAAUUCAACUUCUCAACUGAAGGGGAGCCAAAAUGAGAGUUCGGUAAACUGCCACUAUCAGUCUUCAAAUCGGCACAGUCAAGAACCAUAUAGUCAUUAUUACCCUGAUUCAAAGCUAAUAGAUAAAGCAGAAUCCUCACGCGUUCUCUUCUUAGAAGAAUUAUUAGGUGCUGGUGUGAAGGAUAUUAUGCCAAAAUCAUUUGAUGGAAAAGGUUCUUAUGACAAUCGAAAGAGCAAACCUUUUAGUUCUGAUUUAUUUGGUCAAGAAAAUUCAACUUCUCAACUAAAGAGGAGCCAAAAUGAGACUUUGGUAAACUGCCACUAUCAGUCUUCAGAUUUGCACCUUCAAGAGCCAUAUGGUCUUCAUUACCCUGAUUCCAAGCAAAUAGAUAAAGCAGAACCCACAGACUUUUCCUUCUUUAAAGGAAUAUUAAGAGCCGAGGCCAAGGAAAAGAUGCAAACGUCAGUUGAUGGAACAAAAGGUUACAGCAACCAAAGGAGCCGAAUUUUUAGUGUUUCUGAUUUCUUUGCUCAUGAAAAUUCACAUUCCCAACUGAAGGAGAACCAAAAUGAGAGUACAGAAGACUAUCAUGAUUCCUCAAAUAUGCACAAUCAAGAACCAUAUGGUUAUCAUUACCCUGAUUACAAGCAAAUAGAUCACUUCCCAACUGAUGUUCAUGGUGGUUUGCACCAAAAUGAGACCUCAAGAAACAAAAAAGAUGACCUCAAUGCAUUAGUCUGUCAUGAACAACCUCAUCAAUUCAGUGGUGUACUUGAAUCACUCAAACAAGCUAAGACAUUCCUACAAGAGCUCAAUAAUAGUCUGCGACUAGUCGACACCGAAUACUUCACCAAAGCAUGUAAACCCUCGGCUUAUGUUAGCAAAAGUGAGAAAAAAUUAGACUUCCCGGCCAGAAGUUCCAGUCUCUCCCGGCAACCAACACAUUUUCCUGAUGAAGCACUGACGGGUUCUAAUGUUCAAGAUUCGACUUCCAGACUUCAUUCAAACUUCUUCCUUGAUAGAAGAAUAUCUAGAACUAAUGGUUAUUUUAGCAAAACUUGGAGCCUCACUGGAGUGGAUCAAUCUCUUGCCGACCCACAAUUGUUAAAUGGGUCAAGAUUCAAUUCUAGAAAGGACCCCUAUGAUGCUUUCUGUGAUGGAGGCAUACUAUCUUCUACGAAACAAGUUUAUCCUUGCUUUCCUAUCUUUCCAAUCUAUUAAAGAUGCAACAACACUGAUGUCAAUGCCAUUUGGUGAUGCUCUUUCAAGAUCCGAUACAAGAAGCAAAUUGGGGUUGGGGUUGGGAUUGGGAUUGGGAUUCCUGGAGCAUAUGAUUUCUCAUUUUAAUUGAUGUGAGUUUAAGAGCAAACAUGUAUAUAUAAUUUCCAUUAUUAGUUUUCUAGCGGCUUCACCAAUGGUGUUGAAGUGAUUGUUUUAUUCUCAUGUUCCUUGGCAAUGAUUCUAUGUAUUGUAUCCAGUUGCGUGGGAAGAGAUUGAUUUAUGACGGAAAACAAACUUAUAAUCUUAU
Messenger RNA from Arachis duranensis, 3098 nucleotides. RefSeq lists its product as uncharacterized. The transcript has 7 exons. The record is from RefSeq and is a predicted model, not a curated record. Lineage: Eukaryota; Viridiplantae; Streptophyta; Magnoliopsida; Fabales; Fabaceae. Bases 269 to 2791 code for a protein of 840 amino acids.